AUGGCGCAGUCCAACAUCAACAUUCUUCUUUCGACGUUUCCUGGUCUCUCUCUACCCUCAACGUUAUCGUUCAGCCUACCUUUUACAGCCAGCGUCGCCGACCUGACAGACAAAGUCACUUCAUAUCUCCCAUCCUCUCUUUCCCUCGAUCGACUUAUCCUGACCACGACCAACAACAAGCAAAUCUUCGCAUCGCCAGCUUCAGUCAAGUCAGUCAUCUCUGAACCUAAUGGCGCAACCUCAAAUAUACUCCCAAUUCGCCUUUCCGCACCUCUGUGCGGUGGCAAAGGUGGUUUCGGAUCCCAGCUGCGUGCUGCUGGUGGUCGCAUGGCAAGCAAGCGCAAGCGCAACCAAGGCGAUGCAAACAGCUCCAGUCGCAAUCUAGAUGGCCGUCGUUUGCGCACGAUCAACGAGGCCAAGGCGCUCGCGGAGUAUCUUGCUGUGAAACCUGAAAUGGACAAGCAAGAGAAAGAGGAGCGCCGGCGCCGCUGGCAAGCAGUCGUCGAACUGGCAGAAAAACGCCAAGACGAGAUCAAGAAUGGAGGUGGCAAACAAAAGAUUGAUGGUCAGUGGAUGGACGACAAGGAGGAAAUGAAUGAAAAGGCCCGAGAGGCAGUUCUUCAAGCAAUGAAGGACGGGGACUGGACGGACAACCUUCGAGAAACAAUUUUGGGAGGGUCAAGUACCAGUGCAAGCGAGGGCAGUGACGAAGACAUGUCCACUGUCUCCGAGGAAGACGAGGAAGAAGAACCGGUCAGCGGACCAUCUCCCACUGAUAAAGCGCCCUCCAAACCAGCCCCUCGCCGGUACAUUGGAUUCGACGACGACGACGAGUUUAUGAGCGAUUCGGAUGAAGAGCAAGCAGAGGAGAAUGAAGCCAAGGGUAAAGGCAAAGCUCGCGCAUAA
Messenger RNA from Penicillium diatomitis, 906 nucleotides. Its product is annotated as telomere maintenance SDE2 family protein. The transcript has a single exon. Gene Ontology annotation, cellular component: nucleus. Lineage: Eukaryota; Fungi; Ascomycota; Eurotiomycetes; Eurotiales; Aspergillaceae. The coding region runs from base 1 to 906 and encodes 301 amino acids. The record is from RefSeq and is a predicted model, not a curated record.